AUGCUACAGAAAGGAUCAGUGCUCUGCAGGGGUUCAGGUUUGUCUCUUCGUGCUUGCAGGUACGGUUGCUCGAAGGUGAGUGUGGAUGUGCCACAUAAUAAAAUAACUGGACCUGUUGCCGAGCUUGCACGGGUCCUGUACUUCACUCGACGUGAAGCCGAGGAGAUGAUGCAUGCGCCAAAGCUGGACCCGAAGGUGCGACACUAUGCAACCGACACUGCGAAUUAUGCGCACGACUUGGAGUUCUUCGCAAGGCAGUUGGGGCUGGCACUGAAGAUGCCAACUGGCGUGGACCCGCCUUAUCUGCCUUUGGACAUGAUGUCCAUGCCGGACCCAUCGCUUUUGGCGUUGCUGCCGACCCAUCUUGGCCCUAGCGGACAUCAGGCUCCCCUGCUUCGGACCGGUAGCUUCUUGUGA
Molecule: messenger RNA, 417 nt
Organism: Symbiodinium necroappetens
Lineage: Eukaryota; Dinophyceae; Suessiales; Symbiodiniaceae
Source: the annotation of a GenBank genome assembly